UGAGAAUGAAAAUAUUUCUUUUCAAGUUAUCGGUUCUGGACACUACUUAACACAAUCUUAGACAAGCAGAGCAAAGUGAUUGGUUGAGGUUCACUGUGAUGUCAUCCAAUAGAUUUGAAGGAGAACUGCUUACAAAAAGCUUGGUUUCAAACCAAAUACUUGUAAGCCUCCUGAAGCAAGGCACAGGGUAUAUAUAUAUAUAUAAGCUUGCAUGUUCUGUAGUAAAAACUUGAUAGAUGACAAUAAGCUCAUAGGAACAACAUGCUGGCUCGAAGAAAAGUAUUUCUGACUUAACUAUACAUCUUCACAUUGGAGAAGUCGCAUUCAAUUAAAGCAGCUGGAUAGUUUUCCCAAGACAGUUCCUGAUCAAUGAUUCCAUUACGCUACAAAGACAGGGAGACAUCAGGAAACAACUGAACAGAAGUUUAGUAGUAAAGGCGAUAUUCAAUACACACACAGAAACAGGCUUUCAGUAGCAAAACUGUUGAAACAAAACUGAGGACUUUUCUUUAUAAAAGCAGCUCAGAAAAAGUUCACUGCAGGUGUACAGACAAGGCAGACGGCUGGAUUCCCACUCAGCUCUGACACAAGGCAAGCAAAACCAGGGAAUCUUGCCAUAACAGUGGGUCUUAAUCAUAACAAGUGCAUUAAAAACACAGGAUAUUGACAAUGAAGUCGGUCUAAUUGGGGCUUGUGUUGCCUAACACCAAACAUAUGGUAUCUUUGGGAGUCAAUAGUCCAAUCAAGAGGAGCGCCAGUCAACUAAGCCAUUGACUUCUAUGGACUCUGAUUGGAUAAUCAAAAAUAUGCCAAGUAAACAGGUUUCUUCAUGCUGUGAUUACAUUAUAAGAAACCUUAACAUAUAACUGACAAGUGAACAGAGGUAUAUAAGAAAAAGACAGAGUGCCAGCAUGCCAGAAGAAUUUUAGAGUUUCAACCAUGUCUCAUCCAUCUUUAGAUGUCACCAUGGCAGAAGGGCCUCAUAUCUGGACUUAUGUCAGUGUUCAAGACUACAACAAAACAGCAGAAAAUGCCAUCGUCAUUGGCCAUGCGAAUUACUCACAGCCUCUGUGUGAAAAAGGACUUGUCUAUGAACAGCAGGAGUCCAUGUUGCAUGAUUUUGCACGUAGCUAUGCACAGUACCAUGGGUAUGUAAGUGCUGUCGUGUGCACAUUUGGCAUCAUUGCAAAUAUUGCAAACAUUAUUACUCUAAAGCACAAGAACAUGAGAUCCUCUAUUAAUUUCAUCCUCACAUGGUUGGCAGUGGCAGACCUGGGUACCAUGCUCUCCUAUCUGCCAGUCUCGGUCCACUUCUACAUCCUCAAAGAUCCCAUCCUGGAUGUUCUCAAAACGCGCAACAUGCACUGGAUCAGGUUCCUCCAAUUCCACAGCAGUUUUACAAUAGUGUGUCACACUGUUGCAAUAUGGUUAACCAUAGUGUUGGCAAUAUUCCGUUUUCUGUAUAUGCACUAUCCCUCGGAUGGGCCCCGUCUCUGUAGCAUGAAACGCGCCCAGGCGACUGUGGCCCUGGUAUAUAUCCUUCCUGCAAUUGUUUGUUUACCAAACUAUUUGGUGAAUGGGGUCAAAAGAUUCUGUGACACCAGGGAGUUACUGGUCACCUCUGGUAAUAAGACCCACCCACAUGCAUCCAUGCUUAAUGUGACUUCUUUCAUAUAUGGGGUGGACAACAGUGAACUGGCCGAGAGGUACCAUGUAAUUGCUGAAAUAAACUACUGGCUGCAAGCAGUCCUGGUGAAACUGAUCCCAUGCCUUGUACUGACAAUUCUAACAGUCUUGCUCAUUCUCAUCAUACACAAGGCCAAUCAAAGAAGAGCAAGGUUAAUGUCAGAGGGGCGCCGUGACGAGUCAGAACGCCAUCGAGAAACCAAUCGUACCACAACCAUGUUGCUUUUAGUUGUGAUGCUGUUCUUAAUCACAGAGCUACCGCAAGGCAUCAUGACAAUUCUAAACAGCAUUAUUCCGAAUUUCUUUCAAAGCGUGUAUAAUCCUUUAGGAGACAUCAUGGACACUGUGGCACUGUUAAAUAACUCGAUAAAUUUUGUUCUCUACUGCACAAUGAGCAAACAGUUUAGGGACACCUUUAUCAGUAUAUUCUUUGCCUGGUGUCCAGAGCGCAGAAAGCCUGGCUGGUUGAAGCUGAAGGUGGUAAGAGCAACACUGAAUGGACAUAGCACCACAGACAACACUGGCAUGAGCUAUGUGUAGCUACCUAGGAAACUGUAGGCAUGAUUGACUGCUGUUUGUGUAAAUAAAAACUUAAAGAGAGAUCUCCAGUUCAUAAAUUUGUGGAUAUGCUAAAAAAUGGAAUCCGAUUCCAAACAAUUUCAAUUACCAAGAAUCAAAACUGGUUGUAUCAUAAAUUCAACCAUUUGCUUCAAGGAACAUUUUAAAGAAUGUUUUACUUGUCAUGCUUGUCUGUAACGAAGCUCAUCAUAUGUGAAUACCUCAUAUACAAGGCAAUCGACAUGUUAAGGUAUAGUUGGUAACUUUAUUAUCAAAUCUUGAUCACAGACAGUAACUUGCUGACAGACAGUAACAAUGAGAAGAUAACAAUAUGAGUAAAUGGCUUAGUCACAGCAAAUUGAUGUCAAUGUGGAUCGGUGCUUUUGAGGACUCAUAUGACAAGUAAGGUGAAAAACCAUAAUGAUCACUGCUCAUAAAAUGGCAUCUAAUGAUUUUGGUGCAAUGUCACUGUACAGACAACAGGUGUGUACGAAUGGCAAACUGGUUACUACAGGAAAAAAAACUUCAAGGUUAAAAUGAAGUGAAUAUGUAUAUAUUUUCAUCAAAACAUCUCAAUGUGUUUUCAUACAUGGUGUAAAUAGAGAAAUUCUGUUACUUGCUAUAUUGUUGAGGUAUACAGGUGACAGACAAGGUGAUUGCUUAAGCUUCACUGAUGUGGUGAAAUAAGACUGUACUUUUUCAGGGACAACAGACUUAUCAAAUUUUCAUGUUCUUGAAGUAAUAUUCACAAAUAGCUGCUAUUAAUAUUUCAACAAGCACCAACACAUACGUAAGUUAAUUGGACAGUUAAUCUUAAUUAUUUCAUUGUAUUCCUGGUGCAAUAAAUCAACAGUUACUGAUAAAAGUACAGGUAAAUUAAUAUAUAUAUAUAUAUAUAUAUAUAUAUAUAUAUAU
Messenger RNA from Lingula anatina, 3159 nucleotides. Its product is annotated as G protein-coupled receptor dmsr-1. The record is from RefSeq and is a predicted model, not a curated record. Gene Ontology annotation, molecular function: G protein-coupled peptide receptor activity. Gene Ontology annotation, cellular component: plasma membrane. Gene Ontology annotation, biological process: G protein-coupled receptor signaling pathway. NCBI's taxonomy places the organism in Eukaryota, Metazoa, Brachiopoda, Lingulata, Lingulida, Lingulidae.